Punctularia strigosozonata HHB-11173 SS5 is the source of this 662-nucleotide messenger RNA. RefSeq lists its product as uncharacterized. NCBI's taxonomy places the organism in Eukaryota, Fungi, Basidiomycota, Agaricomycetes, Corticiales, Punctulariaceae. Bases 55 to 285 code for a protein of 76 amino acids. The record is from RefSeq and is a predicted model, not a curated record. The transcript has 4 exons.
CUUCAACUCCUGAAGCUUCAGAAGAGGCUUAUGGUCAUACAUUGCAAAGAUUAGAUGCGCUGGGCCUCAGCGUCACAUCCACCCCGGAGACAUGCACUCAAAGUCCAGAUCGCGUGCCCAGUGAUAACGGGGCUUCGACUACAGCACAUGUCGCGCAUCACGAGCUCGAGGAUGGAGAGCAGGAGGAUGCAGCCCUCUCAGUAUUCGGAGAGUCACAGGCUCCUCGUACGUCUAGCAAGAAGCCGGUCCGCACCCUAUCCGAAUUCGCCGUAUUUGAUCGGGUAACCCGCAAAUACAUUGACUUCAUAGAACUGGAUCAAUACCUCCGCUCUGGGUCGGGAGGCGGGACUGCUGUCGCUUCCGGUCUUGUUGCAGCCUGGAUACUGCCAGAUAACUUGGAUGUCGAUGCAGAAGAUGAUUUGACUGUGCCCGAUACACGUGUCAGCCUGUCCCCUAUUCUCAGUGUCAACUACCUUGAUGUGCCCCUUGAAGACUGGGAUGGCUCUGCAAGAGGGCACAUGGACAAACACGUAUAUAUCGAGACGAAAUACGCAUGGUACAUUCUGGAUGUGCCUCUGGAGCCCUAUCAUCCUUUUUAUCUCCCCUUUCUGACAGCACAUCACUGCAGCCAUCUUAUAUUCCUGGCUGCUUGUGUUAACACC